Molecule: messenger RNA, 4185 nt
Organism: Blepharisma stoltei
Lineage: Eukaryota; Ciliophora; Heterotrichea; Heterotrichida; Blepharismidae
Source: the annotation of a GenBank genome assembly
AUGCUGCGUGCAUUGAAUAGAUUUAAAGGAGCAUCUCCAUAUACAUAAAAAUGGCGACAGUGUGUGCCACCCGACCUCUCAACCCUAUUUGGUCAGCACCUGCAGGCAACUUCCCAGUGUUGGCGAUUUAGGUGGAAAGAGGUUGGUAACCCUUUGUGUAUAUCGGGCUAGGUUUUACUCGGGCCCUACUAAGCUAAUCCGUGGGACUCGGGCUUUUACCUCUAGAGCAAUCAUUGGAAAGGACAAGACCGGCGACAGUCCCGAGAUGAAGCUAAUUCCCUCGAACAGGACUCAAGAGGUGGCAUUUGUCUAACAAUAAAUUGGGAGUUUCGACCCAGGUGGUUAGCCCUUAGGCUCCAGGAGCCAUGGAAGUCAAGACUGGUCAGUGUGAUUCCUUGUUUGCGGCAACAAGGAGGGUCUCCACCGGGGCACCGCGGGUGUGAUGAGUGUGUAGGGUGGAAAUUCCCGGCCCUGCUAGGCGAACGGCGUUAAUUAACAUUAACAUUAAAGGAGCACUUCCGAAACGAUAUUUUUCAGAAGAUUUCAUCAUCGAUGAAAUCGAAGAACCUGCAAAUAAAUCAUCACAAACUUCAGACCUAGUUAGGCUCCUGCCCAUCACCAAGCAUCCAAUUUUCCCAAAACACUAUGUCCGAUUCCGUCUAUCUCCUGAAAACUUCAAGUUCAUGGUUGCUGAUUCACACUCAAACAUGGUAGGUGCAUUUGUAUUGAAGCCUAAAGAAGAUGCAAAAGAAUUGGAAACCCAAUUGUCUUUAAAGUAAUUUCUAGAUAGUUCGAUUUUACCUCUGAAAGCAAUUGACAAUGUCUACUCUGUAGGAGCUCUCUGCACAACGAGUUUCAAUAAGUUUGAUAGAACUAUCACUCUAAAACCAACUAACAGGACCAAGCUCAUAGAAGUUGUUGAGCCAUCUACCCCAGAAAUCCCAUUCCCAUUAGUCAGGCUCCAACAUUAUGACGAAACUCCACAAGAGACAAGAACAGAAGAAGACCAAACUAUACUAAAACUGCUUGGAGCACAACUUGAUGAGCUUAGAAGCCUUCUGAGUCCUCAAGAAUUAACUACAUUGGAAUUAUUUGCCCAGAGGUUUAAUAUGAGAUAUGACGAUGACUUCUUGAACUACGUAGGAAUAAUUCUAUCUUAUAUGUGCGAUACUGCAAAAGUCCAGAAGAUUUUUGAGCCAGAGUCGUUUUCGAUGAGGCUAAAACUGACUUAUGAGCUCAUUCAGGAGCAUGUGCAGAUGAGAAAUUCAAUGAGAAAGCUGCAAGACGAAGCACAAGCCAAAAUGCAAAAAGCAAGUGAAGAGCACAUGUAUAAGGAAAUUUUAAGCCUGAUUAAAAACAAACUCAUAAUAAUAAAAUGGCUCAGUGCGAAUUAGUUCUCUCCGAGAACUAUUCCUUCCUUCGCUUUUAUUAUUAUGGGGUUCAGUUUUCCACGUGGACCUUUAUCCACAACACCAAUAUGGAAUACCGCAUAGGGUAUUUCUUUGGUCCAGGAUAUUAGGAGACAUAUGGUUUUUCUGCUUGACACACCCGUGGAGGGUGACCCUUAGGCUGAACACGCGCAGGAGUUGAGUUCGGGCGAGGUAACGCGACCAGUGCGGACCUUCUAGCCUGACGGGUGAAGUCUUCUGGAAUGCCUACAUAGGGAGGGAUCGCUGCUGACGUCAUAAGUUGAGAGUUAAAAGGAUGGGCUUAUGCAUGCCUAAAUCAUCCUGCGGAAGAGGGAAGACACUUAAAAACACCUAAGUAAAUAAGUAAGUAAGAUUAAAAACAAACUCGGAUAUGAUAAGGAUGAAAAGGAAACUUUGAAAAUCAAGUAUAGCAAGAAUUUAGAAGGGAAAGCUGUUCCUGAGCAUAUUCAAAAAAUAAUUGAUGAAGAAAUGGGAAGAAUGAUGAUGACUGACAAGAAUUCUUCUGAAUUCCACGUCAUCAGAACUUAUUUAGACUGGCUCACAUGCUUGCCUUAUGGAGUGCAAACUGAGGAAACUAUUGAUCUUAAGCGAGCAAAAGAAAUCUUAGAUAGAGAUCACUAUGGUAUGAAAGACGUUAAAGAAAGAAUUCUCGAAUUUAUCGCAGUUAGCAAACUUAAAGGAAGCUCCACAGGCAAAAUUUUAUGCUUUGUCGGACCUCCUGGCGUAGGUAAAACAUCAAUUGCAAAAUCCAUUGCAGAAGCCUUAAAUAGAAAAUACCAUAGAAUCUCUCUUGGUGGCUUAGAUGAUGUUGCUGAACUUAAAGGACAUAGGCGAACUUAUAUUGGAGCUCAGCCAGGGAAACUUAUAACUGCUUUAAAGCAAGCAGGCUCUGAGAACCCUGUAAUCCUAAUUGAUGAGGUCGACAAAGUUGGUAAGCGAAACUAUCAAGGCAGUCCUGAAAAUGCUUUACUAGAAAUUUUGGACCCUCAAUCCCCCCUUCGUGAGCAAACUAAAAAAUCUUGCUUGAACACAGGUUAAUUUUUUUAUAUAAAUUUUAUAGUAAUAUUUUCGGAAUUUAGGGAAAAUCCUAACUCUCAAAAAUUGCAAAGGAAAACUAUAACUUUUAUGCUAAAAUAUUUUUGAUAAAAUUUUGUGCUCGCUCACAAUGAGUUUUUUUUUCAAAAAAGGGAAUUUUUCAAUGGUUUUGCUUGCCCACUGAGGGGGAGUCAGCAGAACUUUUCCUUCAACGACCAUUAUUUAGACACCACAGUAGAUCUCAGUAAAGUCCUAUUCUUAUGCACUGCAAACUUCCCAGACGACAUUAAUCCAGUCCUUUUAGAUAGAAUGGACGUCAUAAAUGUCCAAGGUUACACAGCAGAAGAAAAAAUGAACAUUUUAAAUAAGCACCUUCUUCCAGAAAUCAUCAAUAAAUGCUCUCUAUCUGACAAAGCUGAAAAAUACGAAAUCACAGACCCAGCAAAAGAAAUACUCAUAAGGGAUUACUGCAGAGAAGCAGGAGUCAGAAGUUUACAAAAAAUUAUCACAAGGAUUCUAGAAAAAAUUACAAAGAAAAUCGUAGAAGGAGAGCCUGAAAAAAUUGUGGUGACUCCUGAAAAUUUAAUUACUUAUGCAGGAAGACCUGAACACGCACAUUCAAAAAUUUACGACAGAACUCCUAGUGGGGUUGUUAUGGGACUUGCAUAUACAUCAAUGGGAGGGUCAACCUUGUAUAUCGAAGUAGCAAAAUCUAAAUUUACUGGAGAAGAGACCGAAGGAAAAGUUCAGAUUACAGGAAAUUUGAAGCAAGUCAUGAGCGAAAGUGUGCAUAUUGCUUAUACGUUUGCGAAGAAGUUGGCAUCAGCUAAAGGGAAUAGCUUCCUUGAUAAGAACAGUAUACAUAUACAUGUGCCUGAAGGAGCUACACCUAAAGAUGGGCCAUCAGCUGGUAUUACGAUUACUACAGCUUUGCUUUCUCUGGCAUUUGAUAAGCCAGUUAUUCCUGACUUAGCAAUGACAGGAGAAAUUUCGUUGACUGGAAAAGUACUACCUAUAGGAGGAUUAUGCAUUAAAAUAGCGACAUGUGCCAACCUGCCCUCUUGGAGCUACAGACUUAUGGCUACGGCCAAUUGGGACGGGCUCCGAGCCGAGAGAAUCAAGUGCAUGCUCAAGAAGUGUGUAUGGGUAGGUUUUGACUGUUUUGCUGUGGUUGGAAAUGAAGGUGCUCAACAACACUUUGGAUCUGAGGAUCCAUGGGGCAUUUCUCUACCGAGAAACUGGUGAUUCCAGCCCAGGCCACAGGGAGUAGCCUUUUUCCUGUAGCUGUCGAAGGAAGGCACUUCGACACCGACAGACUCCAAGGAUCCAUGGAAUCAAGCUACUCCACUCGCCUGUAGCAGGGCUUCAGAAAUCCAUAAGCACUCAAGACUGAAGCCGCAAGCAGGAGACAGAAGGUACGGAAGUGGGGGAAAGACCCUCUGGGCUAGAAUCGAAAAAUAGAUGAACCUUCCGUACGGGAGGUCUUUGGUGACUAUGCCACCAAUAUGACUAACGCCUGAAUUUAAUAGCCUAACCUAUAGGAGGAUUGAAAGAAAAAAUUGUAGCUGCAAAGCGUGAUGGAGUUAAAAGAGUGAUUAUUCCAAAACAGAACAAGCAUCAUUGGGAUGAACUAACUGAUAUUUUGAAAGAAGGAAUUGAAGUUAGCUUUGUGGAAGAUUAUUCAGAAGUUUUUAAGAUAGCAUUUGAUAACUCACUUUAA